AUGGCCAUUGUUCCGUUGUUGCGCCUCCCCAAACCGGGGAUGCGUUUUAUGUGUUCGCAAUGCUAUAGGACUCAAACCAACCAUCUGAAGAGCCUCGUCACUUCCAAAAUUCGGCCUAGAUAUUUCUCCACGUCACUCUCAAGAUGGCAGAGUGAGCUACUGGACCGAACACGCAACAUCGGGAUCAUCGCCCACAUCGAUGCUGGCAAGACCACCACCACCGAACGCAUGUUGUUCUACAGUGGCUUCACUCGGCGUAUUGGUGAUGUUGACGAAGGCUCCACGGUGACUGAUUUCCUGCCCGCGGAACGUGCGCGUGGCAUCACUAUCCAGUCGGCUGCCAUCACCUUCCACUGGCCUCCUGGAGACGGCAAAGAAGCUCCGUCAAGCCCGCAAGAUCGGGCUUUGCCACGCGCAGCACACUCACAUACGAUCAAUCUCAUUGACACGCCUGGGCAUGCUGACUUUACAUUCGAGGUCAUGCGAUCCCUACGUAUCCUGGACGGCGCCGUCUGUAUCUUAGACGGCGUAGCUGGUGUCGAGGCGCAGACGGAGAAGGUCUGGCAUCAAGCCAGCACGUACAAGAUUCCCCGAGUAAUCUAUGUGAACAAGCUCGAUCGCGAUGGUGCUGCCUUUGGACGUACCGUGCGCGAGGUUAGCUCUCGCUUAGGCGUGUACCCGGCAGUAUGCCAUAUUCCCUGGUUUGAUGGCGGCAAUGGGCCUUUUGUGGGCAUUGCAGACGCAGUCCAUCUUCAGGGACUACGGUGGAAGGAAGGAGAGGACGGCCGCUCGGUCAAGAUGAUGGACCUCCAGCAACUAGAUACCGAGGAGCCGUCUCUAGCAAAGGAGCUCCGUCGGGCACGCGUUGCGUUGGUCGAACUGCUGAGUGAACAGGAUGAGACUAUUGUGGAGAAAUUCUUCGAGUGUGAUGAAGACCACAUGGCAAUUGAGCCGAUGGACAUCGUCGCCAGUCUCCGGCGGUGCGUGCUUGACCAGACGAGUCGAAUUGUGCCUGUUUUCGCUGGUGCCAGUUUCCGCAACAUGGGUGUCCAGCCUUUGCUAGACGCCGUGGUGAAUCUUCUUCCCAGUCCACCCGAGGCACCUGAUCCUGAGGUGAGUAUCGGCGGCGUGAAAGGAGGACUAAGGCGUUUGCUCUCUGGUGACUUGAUCGUGGAGCAAAACGAGCAAGCGUCGGCCCCGUCAAAAGGCAAGAAAAAGAGGAAGGCAUUGGCACAAGCUGAUCCCAAAGAAGCGAUCGCCAAAUUGCAAAGCUGCGCUCUGGCAUUCAAGGUGGUCAAUGACCCCAAGCGCGGUGUAUUGGUCUACGUGCGGGUGUACUCUGGCUCGCUGGAUCGCAACAGUCUUCUCUUUAACACAAACCUACAUCUUUCUGAGCGGGCACCUCGACUGCUCAAAAUGUAUGCCAAUGACGCAGUCGAAGUUGAGACUAUUCCUGCUGGUCAUAUCGGUGUCGUGGUUGGACUCAAGCAUGCUCGAACUGGUGAUACCCUCGUGUCCUAUGCAGGCAACAAAGCCACUCCCCCGGAGCCGCUCACCAGCCUUCAGCUGCGUCCAAUCGAUGUACCUCCUCCGGUCUUUUUCACCAGCGUUGAACCGCACAGCCUGAGCGAGGAAAAGCGCAUGCAGGAAUCACUAGCCUUGCUUCUCCGUGAGGACCCCAGUCUGCACGUCAACAUGGAUGAGGAGUCAGGUCAGACUCUUCUGAGCGGAAUGGGCGAACUUCACCUCGAGAUAGCACGAGAUCGUUUGAUCAACGACCUCAAAGCUAAGGCCUCCAUGGGCCGGAUCGAAAUUGGGUACCGAGAGUCCGCGCUCGGUGCAUCCGCUGCUAUCACGAAAAUUUUCGACAAGGAAGUCGCCGGCCGUCACGGCAAAGCGGGAUGCACUGCCAUCAUCGAGCCGUUCAACGAGGAAGAUGCCCUUGAAGUUUUGGACGAGGACACCCUUCUGGCCGAGAAGCUUGAGGGCAACCAGAUUAUCAUCCGUGCUCCAGGUCUGCAGGUACAGACUGACGAGGGAAGCAGCCCGUUUCUUUCACCAGGCAUGGACCCAGCUGCUCUUCGCACAGCCUUACAGAACGGCGCGUUGGCAGCACUUGCUCGCGGGCCCCAAUUUACAUUCCCUAUGCACAACACUCGAGUAACACUCACUAUCAGCCCGGAGGAACACCUCUUUGGCAAUGAGACUACACCCUCUGCACUCUCUGCUGCUGCCCGCCAAGCCACAUCCGCUGCUCUUCGGGAUCUUUUGGCCGGGCCGGGGACAGUGAUGAUGGAACCAGUCAUGCACGUCAUCAUCAGCAUCGACGAAGCUAGUCUUGGCUCCGUUGUUCACGACAUUUCAUCUUCUAGAGGUGGACACAUUCUCUCGCUGGAUGAAGAAGUGCCAGUAUCCGCGACGGAGGCCUCUGAACUUGCUGAAGAUGCUCUGCCUCCUAUCGACCCCAGCCGGGUGUACGCACCCCCGGAUCCCUUUGCGAGCCCGUCUGUCGGGGCCGAAGUGUCUGUCUCUGCUUCCCGCCCGCGCACCAUCACUGCCAAGGUGCCUCUCAAGGAGAUGGUUGGCUACCUGAAGCACCUGCGCAGUUUGACUGCUGGCCGAGGUACUUUCGUGAUGAGCGUUGACCGAUUUGAGAACAUGUCUUCUCCGAGACAAAAGGCUGUUCUGACCGAGCUAAGAGGUGGCUUCUAA
Penicillium cinerascens is the source of this 2712-nucleotide messenger RNA. RefSeq names its product mitochondrial elongation factor MEF2. Bases 1 to 2712 code for a protein of 903 amino acids. Gene Ontology annotation, biological process: mitochondrial translation; ribosome disassembly. Gene Ontology annotation, molecular function: GTPase activity; GTP binding. Lineage: Eukaryota; Fungi; Ascomycota; Eurotiomycetes; Eurotiales; Aspergillaceae. Gene Ontology annotation, cellular component: mitochondrion. The record is from RefSeq and is a predicted model, not a curated record. The transcript has a single exon.